AGCGUCCUAUCAGCCGCAAUGUGAAGUACCCAAACUGUACAUGUAGGUGAAAGCAUGGGGAGAAAGAACCAGUACUUUGGGGUGAAAGUGGGCAGAAAGCCAGGUGUUUAUACUGAUUGGUCAGAGUGUAAAUCUCAGAUUCUCGGAGUCGAUUCGGCAAAGUGGAAGAGGUUCACUACUUAUGAGGAAGCUAAUGUGUAUUGUUGCACUGAUACCAUCAAAAUAGAGGAACAAGAAGUCGUUCCUGGUUCUAUUGCAAGACCGAUUUCUAUUGAAGAAGAAGAUGCUGAAGAAAUGAAACCCUCUUCUGCUCAUUUGAACUCCUCCCCAGAACGGUGUUACAAUCCUAAAAGAUACCGACCCGACACCAACACUGGAUCAGAUACAAAUGCCAAGGUAGACUGUCAAAAGACAGUGAUGCGAGCAAUCCUCGGGUUGACGAACAAUGUUUACAACCCUUCAUCUACCCCUACAUCCUCCCCUUCUGCGAAGAGGAAAACAUCUGUUCUUGAUACCAGUAACAUCUCCGCUAUAUCGUGUAGUGAGACUAAUGUAAAACCUGAAGAGUCAGAAGUUUUAAGCAGUAAUGCAGAUACAACUCUUACAAAUGCAUCUGUUACAGAAAUAAAAAAUAGUCAAACUAAGAAAACAUCAUUCCUUCCUGAUAUCAGAAAAACGAACAAAACCGUACAGCCUAUAAAGUCCAAGAUAAGACCUAAAAUGAAACACAGAUUGGUCAAGCAGCCUGUAGCACCAGUUAAUAAGUAUGUAGAAGAUCAAUCUGAGGAUGAUGACAUUGAAAUUGUCGAGAAUCCUUUAAGAGAGAUCCAAAUGAGUCAAUCAACAUCAGAGGAGUAUCUAAGAGUUGGCAGCAGCGAAGGGGAAGUAGCUGUUGGAAUUUUCUGGGACAUUGAAAAUGUAAGAAUGCCUAGAGGAUUGAAUCCUGCCGUUUUUAUCACAAAGCUACGUGAGAAGUUUGUGGAUGAAUCGUCAAAGUUUUGCGAGAAACACUUUUAUGUUGUCUGUGAUGCUCGUGAAGAAUCAAACUUAAUCAUGAAGCAGUUGUUUGAGUUUCAUGUGCGUAUAGUUCAUGUUCCAAGACUAAAAGCCAAUUCAUCAGACAACGUCAUCAGGGAUUUGAUGCAUGAAUUUGUGGGAUACAACAAGUAUUGCAGGAUUGUUCUCAUAUCCGGCGAUUGUGACUUCAGUCAUGAUAUUCACAAUUUUAGACGAAACAAAAAAUGUGAAUGUAUACUAAUACACAACCCAAAUGCAAAAGAGAGUCUGAUACGAUCCGCCACAUCAGCUCAUCUGUAUACUGACCUGAUUAAAGGAGAUAUUAUUCAACAUCAAGCACUGCAAAAUAACCAGCAAAACCAAUCUAGAGGGCUCAGAAAACAUGCCCAGCUUUCACAUCUUUAUCUUGCUCAGAAUUCACGACCCAACAACCAGAUGCCCUUCCCAAAUAAAAAGGUCAAAAACAAACAGAAGAAACAGCAAGGUGGCAUGAAUCAUCAUCGAGACCGCUUCUACAACCAAGACUUCAACCACAAGGGAAAUGAACAAUUGACCAAUGGUGACCACGCUGUGACCAGUGAUAAAACCGGUGAAGCUGACUCUCCUGCAGUAGAAGUGUUAGAUGAGGCUCUGCCGGAUUUUAUACCCUUGUCCCCAACAUCAGACUGGUCGUCAGUAAGUAAAGCUUACUAUCGUAAAAAACAGAAAGAAGUGCGCUCACCAAGAAAUCAACCUCGUAAACAAAAGUCAAAAAAAUUUAAAGGGGCAAACAUUUCAGUCCGAGACUACUAGAUGACUAGUCAGUCUAUUAUUAAGAUUUCAACUUCCAAAGGGUUUCAUGUGAAUUGUUGUUAUUUUAUUUCGGAGGAUUUUUUCAUCCAUUGUUGCGUUGAAUUAAUUUAUUAAUCAAAUUCAAGUUAUAUUUGGAAUCUGUCUUCACUUGUUUCUGUCUUUCAGAAACAAACAGAAAUUUUAAUGAAAGAAACAUCAAAGUCAAGUUAUGUAUUAAUACCAAGUUUUUUAACGUUCAAUUUAAAUUAUGCAGAUCAUCAGAUUUCAAUGUCAUGUUGUCUCAUUAUAUUAAUCGUGAGAGGGGCCGGGGGGCCGGGGUGGGUAGCGUUACAUCGUGAUUGGUCAAAUCUUCAAAGUAGAUUUCUCUGCUCUAUCAUAAUGAUAGGAUGUAGGAUAAAGAUGUUGUAACGAGACUUGAGAUAUAUUAUAAUCAUGAUGCAUAAUGUUUAUAAGGUUGCAUUUUAUUUGGUUGAAAACUGUCAUAAUGCCAAGGUAAAACUAAUGAAAUGUGGUAAGGUACGUGCAUAAUAUAUAAUUAUAAUAUUUUCUGUGAUUUUAUUUUGAUAACCUUGCAAAAUAUUCAAUAAUAUUUGUUUGCUUUUGGUAAUUUUGUUGUGUUUUUCUACAAUUUUAUAGAAACAAUUUUAUUUUCAUUCUGUAUUGAUGAACAUUGAUCAGAAAUAUUUAAUUGAAACUGUAGCAUUAUAAUUGUAAUUUGCUUUUUCAUCAGCUUUUGCCAGUUGCCUUUACAUCGAUCCAAUCAGGUUUAAGAAACUAUGGACGAGUCUCGUAAAACUGAGGGAACUGUAGGUAAAACUCGGCAUGCUUCUAGUUCUACCCCUUCUUCAAAGAAAAAAGCACCCCCUAAACACGUACUAGACACUAGUACAAUUUCAAAUAUUUCAUGUUCUGAAAAAGAGGGAACAUUUGAUCAUGACACGACGAUAACAAAUGUAACUGUUAUAGAGGUUUCGUCUGAUGUGAGGGAAUUAGGUACCCCCUGUGCGAAGAAACCCGAUGACAAAAUUGGAAAAGAAAAUGUGAAACCAUCAUGCUCCAAAGAUGCUGCAACAGCGGGAAACGCUAAGAAGAGUAAGAAGAGGAAACUUGUUGGUACUAGGGUAGAACAUUAUUCUGAUUCUGAUGAAGCUGAGGACACCAUUGUGUUCAUGGAGAACCCACAGAAGUCUAUUCAAAUGAACCAGUCAACAACUGAAGAGUUCCUUCGGCUAGGGAGCAACGAAGAAGAAGUUGCUGUUGGGAUAUUUUGGGAUAUCGAAAACGUGAGGAUGCCAAAAGGCCUCAAUCCUGCUAUUCUGAUCACGAAACUUCGUGAGAAGUUUGUGGAUGAAUCGUCUAAGUUUAGUGAGAAGCACUUUUAUGUUGUCUGUGAUGCUCGUGAAGAAUCACACUUAAUCAUGAAGCAGUUAUUUGAGUUUCAUGUGCGCAUAAUACAUGUUCCAAGAUUGAAGGCCAAUUCAUCAGACAACGUCAUCAGAGAUUUGAUGCAUGAAUUUGUGGGUUACAAUAAGCAUUGCAGGAUAAUCCUUAUUUCAGGCGAUUGUGAUUUCAGUCAUGAUAUUCACACUUUCAGAAGAAGUAAAAAGUGUGAUACCAUACUUAUUCAUAACAAAAAUGCAAAAGAGGCCCUGAUAAAAUCUGCCAAAUCUGCUUAUUUGUACACAGAAUUGAUUAAAGACGAAAUUCUACCCAAAGAAAAAGAGCAAUCGGCUAAACAGCCUCAUUCUAGAACAGAACCCCCGAGGCGAAUGACCAGAAUCAUCAGUAACAACAAUCCUAAACUGAAGUCGACAAAGCCGAUUGCAAAUCAGGAACAGGCUUUAAAGCAGCAACAGCAGCAAGCCCGUAGCAAUCCCCGGGUACCUUCUCAAAAUCCGUUUGCUAAUUACCGUAAUCGAGCACAACAUCCCAACCAAACACAAUACUCCAAUCAAACCCAGCGCUACAACGGCAACAAUGCGCAAUACACCAACCUGGGGCAUUACUCCAAAAAUGUGCAUUACUCCAACAAUGCGCAAUACACCAACCAGGGGCGACACACCAACAAUGCGCAAUAUAUCAACAUUGCGCAAUACACCAACCAGGGGCAACACACCAACAAUGCGCAAUAUAUCAACAUUGCGCAAUACACCAACCAGGGACAAUACUCCAACAAUGCGCAUUAUUCCAACAAUGCCCAAAACUCCAACCAAGCUAAUGGUCAAAAUAAUAUCUUCAUGCGAAACAACCAGUUCAAUAGGGAGAGUGGUCGUUUCCGAUCAUGGUAACUGAAGUUAUUACUAUAAUCAUAUACUCUACUUUAUUAGUUUUAUAUGAGGGUAAAGAAAGUAGCAUGGAUUAAGAGGUUACUUAUCAUCAGAUGUAAUCUAUUAGUAACUUUUAAAGUGUUAGCUAUAAUAUCUGUUUAUCAGAUAAACUAUUGUGAUAUACUUAUAUAAAGGGGUUUAAAUAGUAUAAAUUAUAAUGAUGUUAGCUUUAGAAGUAACGUUUACAAGCCUACGUAAUGUACGGCCGAUAAAUUGAAUUUUUUAUUGAAUUUACAAUUUCACUUCUAUAUAAUAAUAUUCAAUCUCAGAAAAGGGAGAACAUUUUAAAUGUAUUGUCAAAAUAACAGUGAUUUUAAUUUACUCAAGUUGUUCAUGUUUCGAUUUUUUUGAAUCGUGUUUCGGAAUGCUUUUUGUAGUGUUGAUAUUGUGCCGAGUUCUGUUUUAAAUUUUCUGCAAUUAAUCAUAACUUGCACUAGGUGUUGGUAGUUACUAAUUUCUAAUCGACUAAGGUUUUUAAACUUUUAUGAAAUGAUUGUUGUUGUUAUUGCCGCAUUAUUUUUAAAAUAAUGAAGUAGA
Messenger RNA from Bolinopsis microptera, 4673 nucleotides. RefSeq lists its product as uncharacterized. The coding region runs from base 55 to 1809 and encodes 584 amino acids. Gene Ontology annotation, cellular component: peroxisome; cytoplasm. Gene Ontology annotation, molecular function: CCR4-NOT complex binding; RNA nuclease activity. NCBI's taxonomy places the organism in Eukaryota, Metazoa, Ctenophora, Tentaculata, Lobata, Bolinopsidae. The transcript is spliced from 2 exons. Gene Ontology annotation, biological process: regulation of gene expression. The record is from RefSeq and is a predicted model, not a curated record.